Messenger RNA from Amorphotheca resinae ATCC 22711, 1335 nucleotides. RefSeq lists its product as hypothetical. Bases 1 to 1335 code for a protein of 444 amino acids. The record is from RefSeq and is a predicted model, not a curated record. The transcript has 2 exons. NCBI's taxonomy places the organism in Eukaryota, Fungi, Ascomycota, Leotiomycetes, Helotiales, Amorphothecaceae.
AUGCGUUUCUCCAUCCUUCUAGGGGUACUGGCUUCCUCCGUAUACGCACAGAAUCAGACAUACUGUACACCAGAAGGCGGCGUUUGCUAUACUGUCAACGUUCCUGUUUCUACAGCUUCUAACAACACUGGGGAUAUCUACUUUCAGAUUAGAGGCCCGUCAACCAUGUCGUGGAUUGGAUUAGGACAAGGAAGCUCGAUGACGGGAUCAAACUUAUUUUUCAUAUACGCAGACUCUGCCGGGACCAAUGUUACAUUAUCAUCCCGGCUUGGUAUAGGGAACAAGGCUCCAGCAAUCGACUCUACCGCUGGAAUUACGCUCCUCAGUGGCUCCGGAAUAACCAACGAUAUGAUGGUUGCAAACAUCAGAUGUUCAAACUGCAGUACAUGGAGAGGGGGAUCGAUGAACUUCACCGAUGAUAGUUCAGAUUGGAUAUGGGCCUUUAAGACUGGCUCAUCGAUUUCAUCUGACAAUAUGGAUGUUUCCUUGCCUAUACAUAACGACUGUGGCAAAAUGCACUUCAAUCUUCAGAAUGCAGCGGGGGGUAGCAGUGCCAACCCUUUCUUAACAGCUGCAGUAGCAUCGCCCUCAUCUUUAUCAACCUCGUCGUCUUCAUCUAGUGCGGGUGAGGAGGGCCCAGCAUCGGCCUUCAACGCUGUACGCAUGGCGCAUGGCUUGUCGGCUGCCAUGGGUUUUGUUCUCUUAUUCCCGUUCGGCGCCCUGGGCAUUCGAUUACUGAGCUUUAAGAACCUGGUAUGGUGCCACGCUGGGUGGAUGGUUUGCACCUACAUUAUCGUUCUGGGAAGUCUAGGCAUGGGAGUCUGGUUAGCAGUUGUGGCUCAGCAAAUUGGCACGACACAUGCCAUCGUCGGAAUCGUGGUUAUCGGAGGCUUGCUCCUGCAACCUGUUACUGGCCUGGCCCACCAUCUUUUGUAUAAACGCGUUGGUGGACCGAAUGUUGCCACAUACCCCCAUAUUUGGUGGGGCCGUGCAAUUAUCACUCUUGGUAUAAUCAAUGGUGGCCUCGGCCUACAACUUUCGGGCAACACCACUUAUAGCGAAAUUACAUACGGGGUUGUAGCAGGCUUCAUGUGGUUGCUGUGGAUGUUUGUCAUCCUGGUUGCUUUCAUCACGAGCAGAGAAAAGUCUGAGGCCGGCAACGACGACUUUGGCUUUGUCUCCUAUAACUCCUAUAACUCCUAUGCCGGGAAUCUGGAGGACAGCAGAAGCAACUCGUGGACGAGGCAAUCCUACUCUGUCGGACAUAGUCCGAACCGCCAGUCUUACCUAAAUUCCGUUCAUGAUGCGGAGCCCAAGGUGGCAGUGGUCUUCUAA